Messenger RNA from Cyprinodon variegatus (sheepshead minnow), 4438 nucleotides. Its product is annotated as patatin-like phospholipase domain-containing protein 7. The record is from RefSeq and is a predicted model, not a curated record. The transcript has 36 exons. Gene Ontology annotation, cellular component: endoplasmic reticulum. Gene Ontology annotation, biological process: lipid metabolic process. Lineage: Eukaryota; Metazoa; Chordata; Actinopteri; Cyprinodontiformes; Cyprinodontidae. Gene Ontology annotation, molecular function: phosphatidylcholine lysophospholipase A1 activity.
CACUCAUCCUACCCACUCGGUGGUUUUGGACGGUCCUAAUGUCAUAGCUUAAUAUGGUGGUCCCUCCACGUGAACGCGCGAACGAAGGGUUAGUGCCUAGGGUUAGUGUUAGUGUUUAGGGGGCCGGUUUGUCCUCGUUCUGAUUGGUGCCUGCCAUACGCGAAACCAAGGCAACGGCACAUAGGGGCGGGGCAAAGCAGUUGACAGCAUAAAGAAAACUUUGUCAGCGUAUUGCUCACAAAUUAGCCUUUUUCAGCGAUGUAAAUAAUGCGAAGCGGCACCUCGGAUAUCCACGACCAGAUACAGAAAUUUCCCCGACGUGGGACUUCUUCUGUUAAAACGCUGAUAUCCACACUUUCAGCAGACAGCUUUCCAAAUUAGUUCUGCGGCUAAUCCUUCACAUAUUUUCUUGUUGCACAGGAUGUAUUGUGCUGGAGACGAUAGAGAGACCUGUCAACGGUCCAGCUUGAUGGCGAGCAGCAGGAGUGCUCUGAAGGCACGAGUGCAACAGUUUGUGGAAGAGAGGAUGCAAACCACGAUGCUUACAGGUGUACUGAUUGGGGCAAUAGUUGCAGUCUCACUCAUUGGAAUUGUGGUGCUCUUCUUUUACAGAAAAUUUAAACUUGCUCGUGAACAGCAGCCGGGUGUGCCCCACUAUCGAUUUCGAAAGCGAGAUAAAGUGCUUUUUUAUGGAAGGAAGAUAAUGCGAAAGGUUCAAACGUUGUCCUCUACUCCUCCCUCUUCCUCAGUGUCAAAAACACCACAGCGCAUACGCAAACGAACCAAAGUUCUGAGCAUAGCUCGCAGAAUCCUGAGGAUUCGUAAAGACCCUCCAACUCUGCAGCAUAAGGAACCUCCUCCAUCUUUGCUGGAGGCAGAUCUAACAGAAUUUGAUGUGCAGAGCUCCAACCUUCCCUCAGAGGUCCUCUACAUGCUAAAAAAUGUUAGAGUCUUGGGUCAUUUUGAGAAGCCUCUGUUCCUGGAAUUGUGUCGUCAUAUGGUGUUUGUUGAGCUGCAAGAGGGGGAGGUACUUUUCAGACCAGGAGACGAUGAUGACAGUAUAUACGUGGUCCAGGACGGUCGACUUGAGCUCUGCGUUCAAGAGAAUGAUGGCACUGAGCCAGUGGUGAAGGAUGUCCACCCUGGAGACAGUGUCCACAGCCUGCUCAGCAUUCUGGACAUCAUCACUGGAUAUCCAGCUCCAUAUAAAACUGUAUCAGUAAGAGCUGCAACUCGCUCCACCAUCUUACGCUUGCCUGCUUCCGCCUUUGAGUCAGUUUUUAAGAAGUAUCCUGAGACACUGGUGCGGGUCAUUCAGAUAAUUAUGGUGCGACUCCAGAGGGUGACCUUUCUAGCGUUGCAUAACUAUCUGGGUCUAACAACUGAGCUCUUCAAUCCGGAGAGUCAGGCUGUUCCAUUGUCCAAUAUAAGCAGUGUUAUGGUGGAGGUAAAUUCUGGAAAAAUGCCACGUCGUCUCCACUUCCAAGAGGAGCUUCCAACAGGGACUGUUGAGACUACUUCAGAACCAGAAGCCCUUAAGGACAGCCCCCUGAACAACAGCAGGAGGCUGCGGUCCGUUUCUGCACCCACCGAUUGUACUGGAAUUGACCUUAAUAUGGCUUGUGAACGUGCUCGUGUCACCAUAGAGGAGGUAUCAUCCAGUCCUCUCGCUCAGAAAUCUACUCUGAGAAAGAAUGUAACUAUGCAGCAAACACCAUCUGAAGUGUUUCAUUAUACUGACAGCGGAGGGCAGUCUGAUGCCAUCAACAUUGGUAGGAGCAGCAUUGUCCUUCAAGCUGCUAAAAAGGACUUGCUGGGAGUUAUCCAGCUGCAGGACCCCAGUUUACUUGAUGGCAGAGUGACCCUUCACCAUGUGAAGGCUGGUUCUGUUGUGGCUCGUCAGGGAGACCAGGAAGUGAGCAUUCAGUUUGUGAUUUCCGGCCUGCUCCAUGUUUAUCAGCGAAUGAUCGACCGUGAGGAAGAUACACGUCUGUUUGUGACGCAUCCUGGAGAGCUGGUUGGUCAGCUCGCUGUCUUGACUGGAGAGCCGCUCAUAUUUACAGUUCGAGCCCAGCGAGACUGCAGCUUUCUCUCCAUUUCCAAAACCCACUUCUAUGAAAUAAUGCGCGUGGAACCAAACGUAGUCCUGAACGUGGCUCACACCGUUUCCAGGCGGAUGUCAUCUUUCAUCAGACAGAUAGACUUUGCACUUGAUUGGAUGGCUGUGGAGGCUGGCAGGGCCGUUUACAGGCAGGGCGAAAAAUCAGACAGCACAUUUAUAGUGCUGAGUGGUCGACUGCGUUCUGUGAUCUUGAAAGAGGAUGGCAAAAAGGAGCUGAUAGGAGAGUAUGGCCGGGGAGACCUGAUUGGUGUGGUGGAGGCCUUGACCCACCAGAACAGAGCCACAACUGUUCACGCUGUUCGAGAUUCAGAACUCGCCAAGUUACCAGAGGGGGCGCUCAACUCCAUCAAGAGGAGGUUCCCUCAGGUUGUCACCAGGUUGAUCCAUUUGCUUGGUCAGAAGAUUCUUCAGCAGGUCAAUGUUCCUCUUUCAGCUCGUAGCUUGGCACUUCACACUCCAGGAAGCAAAUUGGAUGCAGGGAAUCAAGCCUCCAACCUCUCAACUGUUACAGUUCUUCCUGUAUCAGAAGAGGUGCCUUUGACUGCCUUCACCCUGGAGCUACAGCAUGCCCUCCUUGCUAUUGGACCAACUCUUCUGUUGACAAGUGAAAUUAUCAAACAAAGGCUUGGAGCUGCAGCACUGGAUAGUGUGCACGAGUACCGUCUUUCCAGCUGGCUGGGCCAACAAGAAGACAUCCAUCGCAUAGUUCUUUAUCAGACUGACUCCACAUUGACCCCGUGGACUCAGCGGUGCAUCCGUCAGGCUGACUGCAUCAUUAUUGUGGGACUAGGGGAGCAAGAUCCUGCUGUUGGAGAGCUGGAGCGCAUGUUAGAAGGAAGUGCAGUGCGGGCCCAGAAGCAGCUGGUGUUGUUACACCGAGAAGACGGCCCUCCUCCCCAAGGGACUGUGAACUGGCUGAAUAUGCGAAGCUGGAUCUCCAGGCACCUCCACCUCUCCUGUCCCAGAAGGGUCUUCUCUAAAAGGAGCCUUCCCAAGCUGCUAGAGCUGUACCAGCGUGUGUUUGAGAAGCCUGCAGACCGCCACUCUGACUUCUCACGUCUGGCUCGGGUUCUCACUGGUAAUGCUAUUGCUCUCGUCCUUGGAGGAGGAGGGGCCAGGGGUUGCUCACAAGUGGGGAUUAUGAGAGCACUCUGUGAGGCCGGUAUCCCGGUGGACCUGAUUGGUGGGACUUCUAUUGGAGCCCUAAUGGGGGCUCUGUAUGCUGAGGACCGCAGCCUGAGCCGCAUGAGGAUUAGAGCCAGAGAAUGGGCAAUGGAAAUGACAUCAACAUUUAAGAAGGUUUUGGAUUUCACAUGUCCUGUGUCGUCCAUGUUUACGGGUGCUGGCUUCAACUCUAGCAUCAGCAACGUGUUUCAAAGCAAACAAAUUGAGGACCUUUGGAUCCCAUAUUUCAAUAUUACCACAGAUAUCAGUGCUUCAGCCAUGAGGGUACACACUGAUGGUUCCUUGUGGCGGUACGUUCGAGCCAGCAUGUCUCUCUCAGGAUACCUGCCUCCUCUCUGUGAUCCCAAAGAUGGACACCUACUGAUGGAUGGAGGCUACAUCAACAAUCUGCCUGCGGAUGUGGCGCGCUCCAUGGGGGCCAAGGUGGUGAUAGCUAUUGAUGUGGGCAGCCGGGAUGAAACAAACCUCACUAAUUAUGGCGAUUCGCUCUCAGGCUGGUGGGUGCUAUGGAAACGCCUCAACCCCCUGGCAGAGAAAGUGAAGGUGCUGAAUAUGGCAGAGAUUCAGACGCGGCUGGCUUACGUAUGCUGCGUGAGGCACCUGGAGUCUGUUAAAAGCAGCGACUACUGCGAGUAUAUCAGGCCCCCAAUCGACAGAUAUCGGACCCUGGAGUUUGGAAAAUUUGAUGAGAUAGCUGAAGUGGGCUACCAGCAUGGUAAGACCGUGUUUGAUGUGUGGAGGCGGAGUGGCGUAGUGGAGAAAAUGAUGAAAGACCGGCACCAAGAGGAGACACACAACACCCAAUGCAAGAGCAAUGUGAUGACGUGUCCAAAUGCCUCCUUCACUGACCUUGCAGAAAUCGUGUCUCGGAUUGAGCCUGUCAAACCUGCGCUGGUGGAUGAGGAGUCAGACUAUCAGACUGACUAUGAAGAGGAGGCAUUGGAGAGUGCACUGUCUGACAUGGAGAUGUACAGUCACUACGGGGAGCACACUGAAGGGGAGGAGACGGCUGACACGGAUGAGGAACAGGAGAGGAAAAGACUGACCCGUGGGCAGCCUUCAACCCCCUCCUCCAAUUCAUAGGAGCAACAAAAAUGUUCCAAACAAGCCAUUAAGGAAGCAGCAGUCUGA